Messenger RNA from Sphaeramia orbicularis (orbiculate cardinalfish), 6439 nucleotides. RefSeq names its product CCR4-NOT transcription complex subunit 6. The coding region runs from base 137 to 1816 and encodes 559 amino acids. The record is from RefSeq and is a predicted model, not a curated record. Gene Ontology annotation, molecular function: protein binding; 3'-5'-RNA exonuclease activity. The transcript is spliced from 12 exons. NCBI's taxonomy places the organism in Eukaryota, Metazoa, Chordata, Actinopteri, Kurtiformes, Apogonidae.
CGCUGUUAUCGGCAGAGGAAAAAAAUCCUGACAGUCGCCAUGAUACAGCAGCGGAAACGGGUGAGAAGUAGCUAGAAAACAAAAGAGAACACGCAGUCGUCCUCGCGAUUUGGUAUGCUCUUGCAGUGUUAUAGGAAUGCCCAAGGAAAAAUAUGACCCGCCGGAUCCCAGGCGGAUGUACACAAUUAUGUCCAGCGAGGAGGCAGCCAACGGGAAGAAGUCAUACUGGGCUGAGCUGGAAAUUAGCGGUCGAGUAAGGAGUCUCAGCACAGCUCUGUGGUCUCUUACCCAUCUCACUGCCCUGCACCUCAGUGACAAUUCACUGUCACGCAUCCCGCCAGACAUUGCCAAACUACACAACCUGGUGUACCUGGAUCUCUCAUCCAAUAAGAUCAGGAGCCUGCCGGCAGAGCUCGGCAACAUGGUGUCUCUCAGGGAACUGCUUUUAAAUAACAACCAGUUGCGGGUUCUGCCAUUCGAAUUGGGGAAACUGUUUCAGUUACAAACACUGGGGUUGAAAGGAAACCCACUUGCACAAGAAAUUAUGAGCCUCUAUCAGGAACCUGAUGGCACGCGGAGACUGCUCAACUACUUGUUAGACAAUCUGGCAGGGGCUAUCAAACGCAUACCAACAGAGCAGCCCCCAGCCCGGUCAUGGAUCUCACUGCAGGAACCCGACAGAACACGGCCCUCAGCACUGUUCUCUGUGAUGUGCUACAAUGUCCUAUGUGAUAAGUAUGCCACACGACAGUUAUAUGGCUACUGCCCGUCUUGGGCUCUAAACUGGGAAUACAGGAAGAAAUCCAUCAUGCAGGAGAUCCUCGGCUGCAAUGCAGACAUCAUCAGUUUACAGGAAGUUGAGACCGAGCAGUACUACAAUUUCUUUUUGCCUGAGCUGAAGGAGCAGGGAUAUGAUGGGUUCUUCAGUCCAAAGUCUCGAGCUAGGACAAUGUCAGAGUCUGACCGUAAACAUGUGGACGGUUGUGCAAUUUUCUACAAGACCGAAAAGUUCAGCGCAGUGCAGAAGCACACAGUGGAGUUCAACCAGCUGGCCAUGGCUAACUCCGAGGGCUCAGAGGCUAUGCUGAACAGGGUGAUGACCAAGGACAACAUCGGGGUAGCUGUGCUGCUUGAGGUCCGCAAAGAGAUGAUGGAAGUUUCCUCUGGAAAGUCGCUCCACGGUAUGGAGAAGCAGCUGCUCCUGGUAGCCAAUGCCCACAUGCACUGGGACCCAGAGUAUUCUGACGUUAAACUGGUUCAGACCAUGAUGUUCCUGUCAGAGGUGAAGAACAUAGUGGACAAGGCCACUCGCAGCCUCAAGUUGUCCUCUGUCUCUGGUGAGACCAAUGCCAUUCCACUGGUGCUGUGCGCUGACCUCAACUCCCUGCCAGACUCUGGCGUAGUGGAGUACCUGAGUACUGGCGGAGUGGACUGCACCCACAAGGACUUCAAGGAGCUCCGUUAUAGUGACAGCCUGACCAAAUUCAACUGUAAUGGCAAGAACAGCACGUCCAAUGGCAGGAUCACCCAUGGGUUCAAGCUGAAGAGCGCCUAUGAGAAUGGCCUGAUGCCUUACACCAACUACACCUUUGACUUCAAGGGUGUCAUCGACUAUAUUUUCUACUCCAAGCCUCACCUGAACGUGCUGGGUAUCUUGGGCCCCCUGGACCCCCACUGGCUCGUUGAGAACAAUGUCAGCGGCUGCCCACAUCCCCACAUCCCCUCCGACCACUUCUCCCUCUUUGCCCAGCUGGAGCUGCUCCUGCCCAACGCGCCCCCCCAGGUCAAUGGGCUCCAUCUGCCUGCACGCAGGUAGUGAGUCCCUGCCACACCACCAGGGGGAGCUGCAACCACAGCCUCUCCCUUUUAGUCUCCUCCCUCCCACUACCAGCUCUUCCCUCCACCACACUGGAGGAGGAAGACAAAAACACAACCUGUAAAAUAUUCGUACAGUGAGGUCUGGCCGACAGGGAUUUCGUAUAAUGUUAUAGAUAUUCUAUAUUUUUCUUUUUUUCUUUCUCCGUUUUUCUUUUUGUUCUUUUUUUAACUGCUCAAUUCAGUCCUGUUUGUGCAUCAUAAUUUGUGUUUCAGACCCCGUUUCUCCUCAAACUCCACCCACGUACUCACUUUGCUUCUGUCUUUAAAACUAGAGGGGAUGGUAGCGCAUUCAGAUUCGUCACACGGGGGCGCCGUUAGGUCUAAGAGCAAGGGGAAACUAAGAUGUGGCUGAGGGGCCAACGUGCACCUGAAAGGCUCCACAACUGAUGGUCUUUCUGUCUGUCUGUCCUGUAUAAAUCUGAAACCAGCAAAGACAGCAGACUUGUCAGUCUCAGACCUCCAUCUUUGGCUUGUGCGUGUUUUUUUCCCCCGUAUUCUGGGCAGCCAGCGUACUUUCUCAGUCUCUUCAGCCUCCACACAUUUGUCGACUCAAAUGUGGUUGGUUUAGAGCAGCUCUUAACCGGUAGAUGUGUACCCCUGGAGGUGGAUGUAGCGCAGCUCGUACGAGGUGAGAUUCCCUGCUGUCAUUCUGUGGUGCUGAGGCCUUCUGUGUGGUCACGGCCUCUCGUGGUGCUACAAGAUAGUCUACACCUCUGACCCCGGUCCUGGUGCAUUAGCUACCAAACCCACGUCCAAGAACCUACGUGUGACUGAUUUCACAUGGGCAGCAUGUAGUGUUAAUCUGUGAAAGAAAGAUGUUGUGAGAAACUGAGAGUAGCUACCAUCCUGUUUGCAGACUGUUUUCACCCCAGCUUGUAUAGUUCUAAGGCUAGUCUAGUGCUUCGAGCUCGUAUGGCCCAUGUACCACCUUUUAGGCAAGGAAUCUAGGCUGAUGGGGGAAAGCGAUGGGGGGGCUUUCACAAAUCUUUUCUUUGUAUCGAUUGCUUUUGGGCAGAGAGUAAUGGCUGAUACACAGGAGUAAAACCAGCAUUCCUCUCACUGUCUGGAGUUGCCAUCCAGCUCCAUACAUGCAAGCUUACACACACACAGACACACAAACACACAAUUACAGCUAAUUUGCAGGCAGAUCUGUAGCACUGUCUCCAAGGCCAGUAGUGACUUUCCCCAGCCAUAAAUUCCAUACACAAAAGCAGUGGUUUUUUUCACAAGUGUUUGUACAGAAUAGAAAUCUCGACUCAGUCUUUACAUGAUUGUAUAUGAACCACAAAAGACCUGUUUUCUGGCGUUUUUUGUACUAAGAGUAAAUUAUGAUCAGAUUUGAAAAAAGAUUGUAUUGUAAACUAUGGCUAAAUUUUUAUCCAGUUAAUGUUAAGAUGAAUUGAUAUUACCAGCUUGUACAAAAGACGUAAGAAGAGGUUGUUCAAGGCGUUCGCUGUCACUACUUUGCACUCCCUAGAGAUUAACUGUAAUUAAUGUGUCAGUAUUUUUUUUUUUUUAAUUUUUUCUCCCCUUCUCUGCUGUUGAUUUAAUUUGCCGGCAUAUUGCUGCGAUUUGUAAAUAGACACUGAGCAAACUCUGCCUGUUGCUUCUUGCCCAUUAACAAAGCCAUUGAUCCACACUGCUGCCAUCAGUUCAGACAAACGGACACACAAGAAUAAGUCGCAGCCCACCAGUGACUUCACAUCUGUUCAUCUAUAGAACACACAUAUACACGUGUGUUGUGCUUAGCAGAUACUCCGAUAAAUCCCACAUGUACAAACGAACAUCGUGCCUCACUGUAGCAGUUGUCGUUGUCUUGCACUAUUUACAUUUGACGAACGCCUGAACAACCUUUUCUCCUUUUAUUUUUAAAUACUGUUGACACAUUUGUGAAGAUUUUAUGUCCUUUUUGGUUUUUGUUAAUGUUGAUUUCCUUUUUUAUGAGCUGUGACAAUGUUAUGAUGAUGUGUAUAUCCUUCUUAUUCAUUGAGCUCUCUAGUAAUCAGGUAUGCUUUCUCCUUCGACCCUUUCUCCACUCCUUAAGGAACAUGAGUAAGGAGGUCUUAUCUCUCAAAAUUCACUGUCUCGGAUCAUUUUGCACCCUCCUUGUGUCCUAGCACAGCUCCAUGUCCCCCACCCCACUCCCCAGAAAUCCUCCUUCAUCCAGCACUUGAGUCCUUUCCUGGCCAUCUAUACAAAAUUCGGAUAUCCCCAAGCUUGUCCAUGAUCCUCCUGCACCCGUAACCGCCCAACCUCAGACCCACCUACCCACUAUAUUACUUAAGCUGUGUCUUUUUAAUCCCUUUGCUCAACCACUUUGUAUAGCUCUUUUACCCUUGUCACUGCAGCUAUAGUGCCAUCUGUGGACCCCUUACCUCUGUAUUGGAAAAGGUGGAAGGCCCACUUUGCUCUGCUUUUAGAUGAACAGAGGGACGAGGGGCUCUGGGCUCAGCUGUUUGUCUCCGACAGCCACGUUGCUUUGAAUCAAAUUCGUUACUUCCCGACCAGAGAAACCUUAAUGGUGACAAAACUAUUCUCCGACGGCCGUGAUCUCACAUGGACACGACGGACGAUGAGCACUUAGGUUCAGCUGCAGCUCCCUUCGCCCUGUCCCGUUACAUUAGUGAUUCAAGAUCUCAUUACUUUAAUGUAUAUGCUGAAAUAUUUUAAAGCAAGAGGGAAGCAAGUAAAUAGGAAGUAUAAAUUAGUCCUCAGAUCAAGGUUUUUGUCCCAUUUGUUUGCCCCCUACUUGUUUUUGUUUUUAAACAUUUUUUUCCAAUGGAAACCAAUGUGUCCAGUUUGAUAUUUUUUUUUUCUUUUUUUUUUCUGAAUGGCAUUAGUAUUGUAGUAGAUUUAAAGGCUAGCUUUUUUGUAAAGUGUGAAUAAAAGAUGUAUCUCAUGUUUCCUUUCUAAAAUGAUAUUGAAUUGUGUUGUUGAUGUGUAAAUCAUGAAUUCUAUGAUGGUGUUAUGUUUGCUACAUUGUUUUUACUUUUCCUCAAUUUUCCAUAAACUGUUAUCCCAUCACAAACCAAAUCCUCUGUAGAAAUCAUGAUGAGACAUUGUCUUGAUGGGUUGAUCAGAAAAGUUGAAUGUUCCUGAUGAUGCCUCGUAGAAUGAAGGAUUGAAUGCUCAUUGGAGGGAAAAGUACCUGCGUCAUUAGUAUUGGAAAAACUUUAAACACAGGGAUAUUCAACAUGUUUUUAUUUACUUUCAGCUUUAUUUUGUUGAUGUUGCGUGUUUAGGGCAGCAGAACUGUCUCACUAGUGGCUGCAGUUCAGUACUAGAGAACAUUUCUGACUGGUGUAAAACAUGUUUGUAAGACUAAGCUAAUGAUGUGCCGCUGGUCACUAGACUGGUCCUGUGAUGAUUUGAGUACUACUAGUCCAUCUCACUCUGUUCUUGUGCAUCACAGUGGUUAAAUCUGUUACACUAGCUAGCUACUAUUGAUAGUCACUGAUUUGUUAAAUCGUUUCGGUUGACUUCCCCCGUCUCCCCUCACCCAGUCAUUAUAUGGCGGACUGAAAAUCUGGCAAAUCAGAGCUGAGUUAUGUCACCCCGUAAGCUUCAGUGAGUGAUCACAUGUUGGCUUUGUACUUUUCCACUGUUGCAUUGUGUUUCAUAGUUGGCUUAUUAGGCGUAGAGUGAUUUCCCAGGCUGCAUCUCUUUGUAAUGGUGCACACCAAAGCUGCUUGUAGUUCAGUUCUCUGUUUUGAAGUUCUUUCACCAACCAUCGUUCCAGUUUGAUCCAAAAUCAUAGUCUUCAUGAAAUGUAGGGCUGUAAGGAAAGCAAGGUACUUUUGUCCUUUUCCUUGAAUUACAUGAACACAUUGCAUUCAUAUUCAUACUCGUCACUGUUGUUGGAGUUUGGCUCUCAUCCCAUUGCAUCCUUUUUCCAAGAACUUGGCAAUAAUACCUAGAAUCAUUUAGACACAUUCAGAAUUGGUUUUUAGAUAUUUUAUCUGGAAAAUGUAGCUAUUUUGUCUUUCAAACUGUGGUCGUUUAUUCCUUUUUGUUUUUUGUUUUUUUUAACUUUGCAAUUUCACUCCAACCUGCCGGACCGUUCUGUUACCUCAACACCUUUUGAUGCUUUUUGUUUUCCGUUUAUCAUCCAUCUUGUAUAUUUGCUCAUCUCCUUUUCCCUGCCGAUCUAGUGGUAGUUGUUCAAUGAUCAGGAUUGUCUAUCUGUAGUCAGCUGAGUACAUAUAUUGAUCUGUGUCACUGUGUUUAUGCACUGGACCAACUAUUGUUUACCAUUCAUGAAAUACCAGCAAAAAAAAAAAAAAAAAGAAUAAUGAUGAAACACUUGCACAAUGUUGUAGAAUGUCCAUUAACCCAGAUGAGAAAUCAAGGCAGCUGUUUUCAAAUCAACACAUACUGUUUUAAAAAGAAACUGAAUGGUAAACAAUGCUUUCUGUUGUACCCCUUAGCCGUCCUCUCGAUUCUCUUUGGAUUAGUUUUGUUCUUUUAUUUUUCCGUUGACUACAGGUUCUGCUUGUUUCCUUUACACCUACCUAUGUAUUUUCCUACUUCUGGUUGAAAAUAAAUUCUAUAUUAUCUGUUU